Molecule: messenger RNA, 6488 nt
Organism: Patiria miniata (bat star)
Lineage: Eukaryota; Metazoa; Echinodermata; Asteroidea; Valvatida; Asterinidae
Product: protein chiffon-like
Exons: 14
Coding region: 195-4367 (1390 amino acids)
Biological process (GO): positive regulation of nuclear cell cycle DNA replication; regulation of cell cycle phase transition
Cellular component (GO): nucleus; Dbf4-dependent protein kinase complex
Molecular function (GO): protein serine/threonine kinase activator activity; zinc ion binding; nucleic acid binding
Source: RefSeq, a predicted model, not a curated record
UUUAUACGGACAGUCUGGUACCGAGCUGCGCCGCGCCGUGUACGUGUACAGACAGUACACAAAAAAAAAACACAAUAAAGAUGGCGGCUAUUUGUACCUGAUCAUCGUCAUCAUGCAUGCUGCAUUAAGGUGUUAGUUGUUAAGUUUGUGACGAAACAAUCAAAUUGCAAGCUGAUGAACUGAUGUAAGAUGCAAUGAUGUCAUCAUCCAAGCAGAAAGGAAAGGGCUCUGGAUUAGCUAAACAAGAUUCAAAGAAAAAAGUGACAGAGCCCAGUGCCAAAGGUACAUGUAAGAGCCCACAUGCAGCCACUUAUAAACCACUUAAAGGCAAGUCAUUCUACUUGGAUGUACGGAGACAGGCUGCUAAACUGAAGAAAGAUCUUGAGGAUCUGGGUGCAGUUGUAGAAACCUUUCUCAGCAAGGAUGUUAGCUAUGUUGUGUCUGAUCGGCCUGAAGUCCGAUUAGAAUGUUCUAAGAAUGCAGUGUCAUUGCAUUCUGCAGCUAGUCCUGCUGUGUCGACGCCUAGUCCCUUCAAUCAAAGCAAAGAUUCAGGGAAUGGAGCUGCAGAUUCUGGAGGGAGAGAAGGCAUGGUAACACGAGGAAAGGCUAUUGUGCAGAAAGCAACCAUAUCUCAGACAUAUGGAACCAGCAAUGUGUUGGCCAAUGCACGCAACUGGGACGUUACCAUCCAUUUCAUUGACACUGUCUUGAAGUAUAUAAACAAGGAGAAGCAAAAGAUGAGAGAUGCUGGAGUCAGCUUGCCACAGACGCAAAAUCAGGGAAAGAAAGACACGGCAAACCCGUCUAAAGAGAGGAAGUUAUCCAAGCCAUCUCUUAAGGUGGAGGAUGCAUCAGGCCAUUACCGGCCAUCUACUAAGGAGAUGACAUCGUGGCCUCGAGUGACAUUUGAUGGAUAUGCCAGUAGCUGUCCAUUUGAUGUCCUAGUUCCUGGAGACAAGGCUGAUAAGAGGACUGUGAAUACACAUGAACAGGGAGCUCAGGCUAGAGCUGAUCAGCAGAGAAGACAGAAAGACCGUGUGGAUACGCCGAGAGUUGCUGCAAGGAAGCAGAUACAAGUGCCUACCCCAGGCAGACAACGAGAUGUAGGUGUCAAGGAUACUAGGAAGGGCUACUGUGAGUGCUGUCUGACAAAGUAUGCAGAUCUAGAAAAGCACCUUGCCGGGGAACAACACAGAAGCUUUGUGCGAGAGAAUAACCAUUAUGUGAACCUGGACCUGAUGAUUGAUGAAGGACCUAACAUGGAUCAGUUUCUGGAGGAUGUCGUGCAGCACCAUGAAUGGCAGAAACUAGAAGGAAUUCGGGGAACGGAAGUCAUUGAUGAAGUUGCAUUGAUUUCAUCACCGGGCAAUGCCAAGAAAAGGAAGACAUGUCCUGUGCCUGCUAGCAAAUUUAAUCAACAAGAGGCAGAAUCACAGGAUACAGAUCCAUGCAGAUCAGGAAUAAAGACUUCUAGCAAUGACAACACUCAGGAAAGGCCAGCUAAGGAUAAUGUAUCUCCUCAACAUCUUGAAUCCACAUACAGUGUAGAUCAGUCUGCCUCUUGUGGAGUGUCUCCAUUGAGAAGGUCUUUAAGAUUACAAGCUCCUGCUGUUGAGAGUAGUCCCACUGCAGUUAGUAAUCCAAAUAAUGAGAGGGUAACGUCUGUACCAGGUGCCGUAUCCAACAAGCAUGUGACUGCAGACAAUCAGCCAAGUGGUGUCCAAGGGGAGAACAUUGUACGUGAGUCUGCAAGCAAUGACAAAAGAUUGAGAGACAAAUUACACUCGGGGAAUUCUGGCAGUAGUCAGAGUCCCCCAUUGAGGCAUUCAAGAAGGCCGAGGAGCCAAAGUCAAGGAACUCUAUCAUCAACACCUACAAGCAAUCCACAGGUUACAUUAGCAGAACCUUACCAUUCGCCUUGUGAGUUGAUAGAUAAAAGCUUAACUAGAGGAGUACCUGACUUGUCUGAUUCCCCUGAGCCUGAGAGAACUCGCAAGAGGCGGACUUCCAAACUCUCCCUGUCUGCAAGGAGGCAAUCACAAAAGCAAGCGAAUACUCCAACUGAAGUGGUAUCAGCUGAUAAAGAAUCUUGUGAGCAGCCUGCUAACCAGAGUAGAGUACAGGAAAGUGACCAAGUAUUUGCACAUACACCCAGUGGUACUGGCAAAAGAGAAAGGUCUCUUCGCCUGUCACUGACUGCGAGAAAGCGGCUCUUAAAGAGAAAAGAGUUGGAAUAUUCACAGCAAGCUUCAGAUAUACACAGCAAAGCACAUGAAGGCACUUUCACUGGUGAAAAAGAUUCCAACCUUCGUCAGAGUCAAAGAACCUCAGCAGACCCUAAGCACAGGUUGGAGGCUGAUGCAAACACACAUGGAAUCGAUGCCUUGACAAGCUCUUCUAAGAAUCCUCAACAACAUGGAUCACAGCAAACAAGUACUUCUGUGCCAAGAUCAUCAAAAAGGAAGAGGGAAUCAAAUGAUAAAUACGCUAGCAAGAAUCCAAAGCGUAGAAUUACAGAUACACAGUACCAAACGCACGUGAGCCAUAAAGAGAGAGAAAAAUUGGCAGGAAAAAUAUCACAGCAAUCCAGGACUAUUGAAAAGAAUGUCCCCACAAAUGUAGAGGGAUCUCCUGGGCAGAGGACAAGCCAAGAUGUUUUCAAAGAAAACAAAAAACAAGUUCCCAACCAAAUUGGUUGUGAACUAUCAACUCGGCAACCAAACUUAGAGUCCAUCUUUAACAGUGAUCCAACUGUGGUAGAGUCAAGUUUCCUAGGAUUUGCGAGUGAUGAUAUUACUGAGACAGAACAGCGUUUACAGCAGCUGAGUGCUUUGUCGACCUCAUAUACCAGUAAACUUCAGGAAGCUGCCCUUAAUGUCUGCUGUAUACCUUCCUCGGAGCUUAACAUACCAGAAGACGAUGAUUCUGGCAGUAACUCCUCAGACAUGAGUGAAAUACAAGAGGUGGUGGUAGGGAUGGCUCUCAGAAACCUUGCUAACUUCCCUUCUGAUGGAUCCGAUUGGGAAGCUAAGGUAGGGGGAUUCAUGUCAGUCAGACUGGAUGAAGCCAUGCAGGUCAAGCAGAAAGAAUCAUUCUUGACACAAGUUUGUAUGCAAGAAAAGGAAAACAUGAAGGGGAACAACUACCAAGAAAUCCUGCACAAUUCUGGCAAAGGGGCAGAACAAGCAAACAUGACUAAACAAACAACAAUCAAGAUCAAGUCUGUCACUCCAACAGACAAGUCUGGGCCAAAGGAACCAGAGAUAAGAUUGGCAUCAGCAGAUGCCAGAGCUCCUCAACCAAGGCGCGUGCUCAACUAUGAAUCCAAUCACGCAGGAAGGUCCAAGAGAAAGAAGUCUAACUUAGAGAAUCAGGCAAGCAAACCUCGGUCUUCCCUUGCCCUCGUUUCAACAAAUCCAGGAUUAUCAUCUUCACCAGUGAAGUCUCCGAAGCUUGUCUGUAGCACUCCCAAAAAGACAAAGAAGACUCCAAGUCCUAACAAGUACAAACUGGUGUUUUCACCAGAAACACCAAAGGAGGAAAGGGAGAUCAUUCUUGAACAUUACGUGCAUGAUGUCUCUGAAGAGGAAAUUGAUUUCCCCAAAUUCUCAAGUCCUCGGCAAUCAAAUGUCAUACUCUCUCCUAUCAAAAACUUCGCUAAGAGUAUCUCCAAGAAAUCUUGCAGUCAAUCUCCUUACAAAUUGAAGGCCUCAAGAGGACUGAGAGAGCUACCUCCAAGGAGAUCUCUGUUUCGUAGGAGGCGACAUUCCACAUCAUCUAUGCCAGGUAGAGUCUUCCAUUUUCUAUUGAGUCCACCAGGUUCUCCUAGGAAGAGAGAUCCUCCAGUUCCCUCCUCGCCUCUCAAAUUGAGUUCUGCCAACCCUAGUCACUCAUUUGUUACUCAGCUGGGAGACUCAUCACAUCAGAUCACUUACCUUCCAGCCAAUGAGCACCACAAAGUCUCGCCCAUCUUUUGCACUAGCUCCAAACCCAAUUUCUCUUCACACAUCCUUCAUCCCGGGAACAAAAAGAGACGCAGUGACAGGCUAAGGAGACCAAGUAGUAGUCAACCUGUGGCAGGUAACUGCACUUUGGAUCAUCCACCUGCCAAAUCAUGGUCUCUCUGUGUAGCCUUUGAUGAUGACAUUUGUUGCAGUGAAGAUGUACGUGUAUAUGACUUUGUAGAUGAUAAAGAAGGCAAGGCAGAGACUAGUACUGACCGAUCAAGUCAAACACACAAGGUUACCUGUCAUAACAAGAAGUCCCCAACAAAGUCCAAGUCUAACUGUACUACAAAUCAGAAGACACAGAAUCCUUCAGAGCAGGUUGUACAAGAAUUUGGUCUGCCUUAUUCAUUUUUUAGGUGAGGUUUUCAAACCAUUUGUACUGAUUAUUUAAAUACAAGAAUUACGGGUUAAUCACAUUUAAUAUGCAUGGAUACAUUGUUACAAAUGUGUUGCUCAAUAUUUCCAGUUGUGUUGGCUUGAUCUUCUAAUGGUAUGGCAGGAAGAUGUUGGUAUUCAUGAUUGCGAGACCUUAGAGGAUGACUAUUUGAUGACCCUUUUGGGUAGUAAUCACGAGAAAAACCUAUGUUGCCAUGGUGACAUGCCUUAUUUCCUUUGGAUGCCUCAUGUCAUCAUAUGUAAUAAUCAUUCAUAUUACUAGAGCUUUAAAUUCAGAGAUUGAUAUUCAAAGAAGUACAGUCUCAGAGGUCAAACAUACAAGAAAAAUAUAUCCAAAAACGAAGCAUUACAUCCAUCAUCUGUACGCCGAAGUAAAUUGAAAAACUUGAUACUUGUCUUCAUCACUAUUAAGUGAACAUAAAAUGUGAUCAAGAUUUUUUAUUAUUUUGAAGGAAAAAAAUAUGUACCCAAACAGUAUAGCACAAGUACAUGUAUUCAUUUACAAGUCCUACUUGACAAAUGAAUGAAUGAUAAGGCUUUAAAUUUGUCAAAACCUUUUUUAACGUUUAUUCAUUUUGUGAAGAUGAUAGUUAAUAUGGUAAUAUUGGUAUUCACGUUAUCAUUUAAUGAAACAAAGUGAUUCACAUGAAAUUGUUGUCCCUUUCUGACAAGCUUCUUCUAAACUUCAUCUUCUAAACCCUCAUAUGAAGAGACUUGGCCACAAUAAAACAGUUACACAUUUCAAAACAUAAGCAUAUUUCUGAAAAUCAGUGUUCUAGCUCUACGCUUGGUAAUUUGUGUCAUGAUGAGUAAAAGUACUGCCUUCAUUUAUUCAUCAUGAGGUUUUAAUUGACAUGGGUGUAAUUGAUGAUAAACAUCUGACAAUGUGUAUUUAAACAAAACAUAUUUAUGAAGGAGAUAUAUGAUGAAAAUUGUCCUCAAAGGGGAAGGGGAAGCAUUGAAAGUAAAUGUACAGUGAAUAUAUGUAUGAAAAAAUGGCAAAGGCAAUGCCAAAAAAAGAGGCCCAUUAUAAGUACAACUUUUCCUCAAAAACAACUUAUUUGUUUCGAAGGUCUUAUGAUUUUAUUUUGAGUUUAUUCCUUUCAAAAUAAAUUGAAGCCCUAAGUAAUACAGCAUUGUUCAAAUUGUUUUUGUGUAUGAUUUUGAUAUGAAAUAUUCAGAACUAAACAAUGUAUUUUGGGGCUUAGAUAUGAGGUAGAGUGUAGUCUAUAGAUUCCUUCUCUCUAUUCUGUCUUUGUUAUCCUGGUUCCAAAUCACAUUCCGGUGAAAUGUAUAAUUGUAUGUCAUGUUUUUUAAUGAUGUGGCAUUAAAAAUUCAUCAUUAUGCUCCAACUUGUUCAGUUGGAAUUAAUUAAUUAAACAAGUAAAGCUGUGUCCUGCUUUUGUCCAUACUUACCGUUUAUACCAAAUCAGCUUGAUGUUAUUUGGUGAGUGUAGUUGCAUUUGAAAAAAAAACACGGUAACCCAAACAAGUUUUUGUUUCUUCAAUUGCUACCUGACUUAUUUAGCCAUGAGCAUUUUUGUUUGAAAUGUGGGUAGCAAAGUCUUCUUUACCCUAGCAAAAAACCAAAAAGUGUUCACUUUGACUUUGAUUCCUUUCCUUCAAUGUGCACAUUUUAAGUAAAUAUUUCUUAAACUGUUAAAAAAAAGACUUGUUACAUCAGGUUUCAGUUGAAAACAACUUUGGUGUUAGUAAUUUGUCUCUUAUUUACAGUACUGUUAAAUCUUUCAGGGUGCAGAUUUCAUUAAGUUGUAUGUACUUGGCAUGACACAAACAAGACAUUGAAGUUGUGAUAUCUUCUUAUUCUGUGACUAAAUCUCAGGUUGCAGUUCAUACAUACUUUCAUGUUUUUCAUGUAAAAAAAUUCAAAUAGCAAAUAAGUGCCUUUUUGUGAUUACAUUUUAACAUUUUUUUUACUGAUGGAGAAAUAGUUGUCCUUAUUUCUGUAUGUGCUACAUGAGCGCUGUGUUUAUAGUUCUUAAUCUUCCUCAGGUAGUCGGUGUUUCUUUUUAUGUACCAUAUUAUAUCUUUUAAAGUGGAUUUUAUUAAAAAUCAGAUAACUGA